Molecule: messenger RNA, 1913 nt
Organism: Lycium barbarum (goji berry)
Lineage: Eukaryota; Viridiplantae; Streptophyta; Magnoliopsida; Solanales; Solanaceae
Product: BAG family molecular chaperone regulator 8, chloroplastic
Exons: 2
Coding region: 100-1422 (440 amino acids)
Biological process (GO): protein folding
Cellular component (GO): plasmodesma
Molecular function (GO): protein binding
Source: RefSeq, a predicted model, not a curated record
CACAGUCGGACGAUCAUAUCCACAACGUCUCUCUCACUUAAACCAAAACGUCGAGCCAAUCACGUCUUCACUUUACCCCCAAAUAUUCCCUUUCGGAAAAUGGCUUCUCACCAUCACUACCACCACCCCUGCCCUACGGCCGCCGCCUCCACCACCAUCUGUUACUGCCACUCUUGUCACCCCACCCCCACCCCAUACCCUCAACACCCUCACCCUCCACCACCAAAUCCACACUCCACUCCUCCUUAUACCCACUACCCCGCACCCCCACCCCAUACCCCUCACUUCUAUGCUUCCCAUCCAACCCCACCACCCACCUACAACCCCCAUACCCAAUGCCAAUGUGAACCCACUCACCAUUUUCAAGAAUCCAAUCAUCACUAUUUUCAAGAAUCCAAUAAAUUACCUGACCAACAAACUGACCGCAUUGUCACGUCACUUCUCCGUCGGAUCGCCGCCCUAGAAUCUUCCCUGUCCGUCCGGCGGAGCUCCUCCUCCUCUUCUCGUCAAACCCUACGCGAUGCGGCGGCGCGUACUAUUCAAGCGCACUUCAGAGCAUUCCUUGCUCGUAGAUCGAGAACCCUACGCCAACUAAAACAACUGGCUUCCAUCAAAACAACUCUCAAUAUUCUUAAAUCUUCUGUUUCUGCUAAAACCCAUUUUCAUACUCACACUGUUUCUCGCAGAGCUAUGGAUUUACUUGUUAAGCUUGGCUCGAUUCAGGGCGAUGAUCAAUUAAUUAGAGAUGGUAAAAGGUCAAUAAGCAAGGAACUGACUCGAUUUAUGAAGGCAAUUAAUGGGGUUACGGUAAUUUCAAGGAGAAUAGUGAAAAAUGUGAGAAAUGACAAUAAAGCUAGAGCUUUUUCCAGUGAUCCCGAGAUGGAAAUUGGCACGAAGAAUCGCAACGAAGCGAUUGAUAAAUUUGUUGCAUCUGUAAAUGAAUCUGAAGAGGAAGAGGAAGAGGAGGAGCACCAAAAGCCUAGAUUUUCUGAGGUCAGAAAAUCUGGGGUUUUAAGAGGUAGGGAUGAAGGUGGGCUUAAACCCAAACAUAAGAAAUCUGUGAGCUUUGCAGAGAAUGUGAAUCGGCAAGAAUCAUAUGAUGCUGAGUUAGAGCUGAUGAGAAACCUUAGCAAAAGAGUUGAAAAAAUCGGAAUUUUAUCCAAAGAUGAUGCCGAAGUUGAUGAGGAAGAAGAUGGAGGAGGGUCUAGUGGGAGUAGUGAUGAUGAAAUAAUGGAUCCAGAUUGUAUUUCAAGAAAAGAUAAUGGUCCUUAUGAAAGGAGGAAUGUGAGAGAUGAGAAUGAGAAUGCGAAUGAAAAUGAAACUGAGAGUUUCCUGUUCUCAGCACCAUUGCCUGUGAAAAUGGAAGGUAGAGCUGCUGAUUAUAUCAGCAGGAAAAAGGGUGUCAAAAUAGUUGACAAUUGAGUAGUAGGUUCCCAACUUGUUCUCCCUGCAGGAUUUGUUGAGCAUUGACGAUUAGGUGGUUUGAUUUUGAUGACUACUGUUAGGUUUGAUUAUGGAAAGUUCAUGUAUUUUGACAAUUGAAUAGUAGGUUCCCCACAAGAUGUCAAGAUUUGAACUUUGCUCUACUGUAGGAUUUGUUGAGUAUUGACAAUUAGGUGGAAGUUAGACUUCUGCAUUUCUUGGGAAUUAUUUGUAAUUGUUAGUUAUGAUUUGUCUAGAUGAGUACUUUUAGGUUUGAUAUGAAGAGUUCAAAUGUUUUGUAGUAUCUAAUUUUGGAUGUUUUCUUCUCUGCCAUUGUGGUAUGAAUGGGAGAUCUUUUCGGUGUGUAAUAGCCUCAUUCUGAAGUCUUUAAUGAUGAUUGUUGAAGAGGUCACAUGCUAUCCAACAGGUGGCUAUUUCUUGGAGAGCUGGUGUCAUUGUAACAUAUGAAAUAAAUCAAACUUCUGAGCAAA